GCCGGCAGGGAGACACUGGGAGACAGAGACGAGGAGAGACACGCCGGGGGAGACAGAGACGAGGAGAGACGUACGAGGGAGACAGAGACGAGGAGAGACACGCCGGGGGGACUGGAGGAGACGCCGCCAACGCCUCCACCGCGGAGCAGGAGGAGUGAGCGCCGAGCCCGCGCCGCAGACAUUGACGAACGUCACAAUGGCAUGACGACAAAGGCAUCAGAAGCCCUCGAGACAAGUGUGCCUGGAGACAAGGAUAAAUCCAUCCCACAUCGGUGUGCCACGGAGGGCGUCAUGAACUCCCACAGCCAGCCAGGCGCCCUGCCCUCGAGCGUGCGGCCCGAGCUGGAGGCAGUGUUCCGGGGGCCCCCCCUGGAGCAGCGGGGCCCCGACCCGCGCUCCUCGCUGCACCAGCAGCUCAGCAUGGACAUGGAGAUGCUGCGCCGGAACCACCAGUUGCAGCAGCAGCUGCUGCUCGCCGAGUUCCAGCGCAAGUACCAGGAGAUGAACCAGCAGCAUCAGUCCGAGCUGCAGGACCGCCUGCAGGUGCUGGCGCUGCGACAGCAGCAGGAGUUGUUGGAGAGGCAGUUGAUGCAGGAGCAGGAGAGAGAUCGGCUGAGGAAAAUGCAGCAGCUGGAGCUCAAUGCUAUAAAACGCAAGGAUAAGGACCAGAACAGUGCCGUGGCCAGUCCUGCCGUCAGGAAACACCUCCAGCAGUUUGUCAAGAGCAGGCAGCCCCGUGAGUCUGGCACGACCAUCUCACAGGGCAAUGGAUCAGGCCCCACGGCACUAGGGGGACCCAGCACAUCCGAGGGCAGAGGCAACUACCCCCUCCGCAGAAUAGCCUCGGAACCCAUCCUCAAGGUGCGCUCCAAGCUGAGACAGCGUGUAAUCGAGAUGCGCUACACCCCGCUCCCACUGAACUCCAAGCCUCUGUGUGACGCCUCCGCGGGGAGGAAGCCUGCAGAAGGGCUGGACGCUCUGCCAUCCGACAGCGCCCCGGGCUCUGAGCAGAGUUCACCCAACAGCAGCUACAGCAACAUCGUGAAGCUGAACGGCACUACAGGAUCUGUACCCAACAUCCACGGAGAGCACGCAUUGGCGUUGGCAAUAAACCGGGAGCAGUCCGUGAGUCACCCCAACCUAUUCACAUCUCCAUCCCUUCCGAACAUCUCUCUGGGCCUCCCGCAGUCCCCAUCGCAGGGUGCUUCGGUGCUCAGCACGCAGCAGGAGGCGGAGAGGCAGGCCAUCCUGGCAGUGCGCCAGGGCGGCGCCCUCACCGGCCAGUUCCUUGCCAGCACGCCACUGCCCACACAGCUGCCCCUCGCCGGGCCCGAGCCCGAUGGCCAGCACAGCCUCAUGUACCCCUACUUUACACAGUCGACGGCCACUCCACCUAAAGGGCUCGUGGGCUGCGUGGGCGUGGUACCAGGUGUGGCCGUCGCCCCCCAGGCUGGCCUGCGCGCGGCUCCCACCCACCGCACUGUUAGCCGGACACACUCGGCGCCGCUGCCCCAGGCCCCCCAGGGCCUCCAGCACAUGGUUCUCAUGCAGAGGCACCAGCAGUUCCUUCGACGCCAGCAGCAUCUUCAACAGCAGCAGCUGCAGCAGCAGCAGAUGCAGCAGCAGCAGCAGCAGCGACAGCAGCUGCAGAGCUAUGACCAUCCGCGGCUUGCGCACAUGGAGGACGAGCUGAGCCCGCUGCGGCCUGCCUUCGGUCCCGGCGGCGUGGCCGGGGUCCCGCAUCUGGCGGCGACGGUGGUGAGCGGCGGCCCCGGCCCCUCUUCGCCUCCCCAGAUGGUGGCCAUAAAGCAGGAGCCCCGGGAAGAGGAGGGGCAGCUGGGCGAGCGGGUAGACGAGAGGGAGCGGCAGGCGGAGGAGCAGCAGCAGGUGUUGCACACCAGACAGCAACGGCACUUGCAGUCACUGAUGGAGCAGCCGGAGACGCCGUGGGGCCUGGGCGCGCACCUCCCGCUGACGCGCGCACGCUCUUCGCCGGCGCACUACCCCUCUCCCCUGCCUCCUGAGCCCAACCGGCCGUCCUUCUCCACCGGCGUCGUGUACGACACCCUGAUGGUGCGGCACCAGUGCAGCUGCGGCGACGACAGCAACCACCCCGAGCACGCGGGGCGCAUCAUGGCGAUCUGGGCGCGCCUGCAGCAGACGGGGCUGCUCAGCAAGUGCGAGGUGAUCGCGGGGCGCAAGGCCUCGCUCAAGGACAUCCAGACGGUGCACUCGGAGCUCCACGUGCUGCGUUACGGCACCAACCCUCUCAACCGCCAGAAACUGGACACACAGGGCCUGCUCGACGCUCAGCCGACACAGCUCAUGCUGCUGCGGUGCGGGGGCGUUGGGGUCGACAGCGACACGUACUGGAGCGACGCUCAUUCGGGCAGCGCAGCACGCAUGGCGGCCGGCUCCGUCACCACGCUCGCCUUCCACGUUGCGUCGGGGCAACUCAAGAAUGGCUUUGCAAUCGUCCGCCCGCCCGGCCAUCACGCCGAAGAGUCUGCCGUGAUGGGUUUCUGCGUCUUCAAUUCGGUGGCGAUCGCAGCGAAGCUACUCCUGCAGGAGCUGCAUGUGCGCAGGAUCCUCAUCGUCGAUCUGGAUGUGCACCAUGGUAACGGCACACAGCAGGCGUUCUACAACGACCCCAGGGUCCUCUAUCUUUCCCUCCAUCGCUAUGACAACGGAAACUUCUUCCCCGGCAGCGGGGCGUCCAGCGAGGUGGGCGUGGGGCCGGGAGAGGGAUUCACAGUGAACGUGUCGUGGACCGGUGGGCUGGACCCCCCCAUGGGGGACGCCGACUACCUCGCCGCCUUCCGGACGGUGGUGAUGCCCAUCGCAAUGGAGUUUGAGCCGGACGUGGUGCUGGUCUCGGCCGGGUUCGACGCGCUGGAUGGACACCCGCCGCAGCUCGGGGGGUACAAGCUCACCGCCUCCUGCUUUGGGCAUCUGGUUCGCCAGCUCAUGAGCUUGGCCAACGGGCGGGUGGUGCUCUCCCUGGAAGGGGGUCACGAGUUGGGAGCGUUGUGCGACGGCACCGAGGCCUGCCUGCACGCCCUACUGGGCGACCAGCUGGAUCCGCUCCCAAAGGAUGUUUUGGAUCAGAGGCCUAAUCAAAAUGCGGCGGAGACUCUGGAGAAGGUCAUCAACAUUCAGGGCAAGUACUGGGCGAGUGUGCGGCGCGGCGUGAGCACCGUGCGCCUCUCGCCGCUCGAAGCUCAGCGCAGGGAGCGCGAGGAGGUGGAGACCGUGUCCGCCAUGGCCUCCCUAUCGGUCGCCGUGCGCAGCGACAACGGCACGCCGGAACGGAGAUCCCUGGAGCCUAUGGAAGAGGAGGCCGACUGAACGAAUUCCCCACGGGUGACGGCGCGUCGCGCUACGUCUCCGCGCCUCGCAGCACUGAACCCGGGUGGCUCGCAACUCCUUACCCGCCGCUCUCGGCAGCGGCUGUCCGAGGUCGACUACGAUAACGGAACACUGCCGAUGACGCAAGUUUAAAUGGGAAACGGGUUCCCCAAACACGUACUUUCUGCGGUCGCCGCUCUCGACCGUGGUCUGCCCGUAGUCACGGCCUCGUGCGCCCGUGCGUGUGUCCGUGGGACACCCGGCCAGCUCGCUGAGCCCAGAGCUGGAAAGCCACCGCUGUGACCGUGACCGGCUGGGCCCCGCACGCCAGCCCCGGUGACGACAGUCUCUCUCACGCCGAGGCACGCCCGCGCCUCGGCAUUCCCCGAGCGAAAGACGUUCGAAGGUCACCCUUGUCCUGAAGCCAUCGCUAAAAGAAAUCCAGCAAUUUAUGUUGUACAUAGACGUGGAAAUUUACAUGAUAUAUAUUUUUAACGUUACUCUAAAAUUAUAUUUCAUAUAAAGAAAAUAAACGCCAAAUGUCGGACGUAAAGCACUAACGUGUGUAUGCACGCGUAAAUGCAUAUUCGCCGAGUGUCGACGUAGAAAUCGCGAUGAUUCGUAGAGUCGUGAAUGGGUUGUUAGUAGGAGCCAUCGCUUACCGAUGAUGCUGGGGUCAUGUCAGUAAUUCGUCCGGUUGUAAAUCCGUCGGCACAUUUGCAAGGUGACGCUUUGGUACUCGUGCGCAUUCAAAUCGGACGUGGCACGCUUUAACACGUGUCGUUAGCCAGCCAAUCGUUGUAUCUACCUGUGAGUGACAGCCAAUCACACAAGUGAGCCUGCAGGAGACAGCCAACCAGUCGACUCCCAGGCGACGUGAACGUUGAAACACUCGCCCCCCCCCUCACCCCUUCCCCGUUUUUUGGACCAGGUCUCAGGUGUCGCCGUAUCAUCACCGCGACACCGCCAAUGGGCUGUGGAGUCAUGGGAGCGAGGAUCCGCUUUGUUGUUUCGUUACCUUCAUAGUAUUGGCCUUCGUGCACGAUGUUUUUCUGGGCCCUUGCGGUGGAUUUACGGUGGAUUUACGGUGGAGUCCACCGCGCUGCUGUUCGAAGAGAAGCGGACGAGCCAUCGAAUCGCACACGUUGCCGGGUAAGCGUCGUGUGCGUGGCAUCCACUUGAGGGUUGCCCUGCCCUAAACGCUUGCUCCUUUUUUUUCUCCCACAUUUGCCUUGGCAGCACUUAAGGCUUUGCUGUUUUGUCUAGAGGUGCCUCUGAACGCAAAAUUACUCGCCGCGUUGCGGAGUGGCGAAACCGCUACACGGCACGUGAGACAGUCAGGACCGGUAAUCUGAAAAGCGCCGGUUUGGCGUUGACUCGUGCAGGAUAGCGAUGCAAGAAAUAACCGCAAGAUGCGGUUAUUUUUCAAAAUACGUCCCUGCCAAUGGGGGUAGACUUCAAAUCGGGAAAUUAACGCGUGACUUUCAAUGUAUGCACUAAUCUAAGGAGUCCACGUCACACCUGCAAACAAGGCGAUUUGUAAAUUCUCUAGGAACGGGAAAGUGUGGCAGUGUUCAUCUGAGACAGACACAAUUUCCAUUGGCUGGGAUUCAAUGCACACCGGUGCAUCCAUGGGGGCGGGCGGCUUCAUAGCAGGCAGUGCGAAAAAAAAUACGUUUUACGUCCUUUUGCUGUGAUUUGAAUUCUGCUCACAAGAGUGUGGCAUCUUGAGAAAUAUCUGUGUCUCGUACGUACUCGCCCUGUCGCCUGUGUGUGUGUUUGCUUGUGUACAUAGACGGCGGCGCGUUGGAGUGUAAAUAGGCGUGCCAGUGUAUCCUGUAAGAGAGCCUCAGUUCACCAUCGCGACUCCAUAGACAUUGGGACCAGUGGCAUCAUAAAUAAUGACACUUUACAGACUUGACACCGGUGCUCCCACAGACAGCAGACAGGUGACUUGCCCAGGAGUAUGGCAAAGCGCUAAACAUACAUAUUUCGUUGCCAAAUUAGAAAUGGCCUUUUGCACAAAAGAUCCAUUACAGGUUUUUAAGUGAACGCGUCAAUAGGCUCUGCCAGACGCCUGCUGGACAUUAGCCGUGGCCAUUCUUUUUGGUUGUUUGAAGCCACGUUCACUUGGCAAACAAGUUUAGUGCGGCUGUUUUCUUGCGUAUUCCUCAUUCUUACACACACUGCUCACAGUUGGGGAGGACCUAGCCGAAAAAUGCUAACAUUGAACGGGGAGGAGGAGGGAAAAAAAAAAGACUGGCGUUUGGUGCAGACGUGUUUUUUCUUUGGAAGAGAAAUACUCGGGAGAGUGUACGUGCGCCAGUCUCUUGCGAGCCCCCCCCCCGACCCCCCCCCCCCCCAUCUAAACACGCGCCACGCCGCUGCCAAACUCCGCAGAGCGCCGAGCACCCAGCGUUCAAUAUUGCCCGAGGGCGGACCCUUAUCGGUUUGUGAAAUUCGUGUCAGUUUUCGGUUCUGUACGUGUGUGGCUAAGGAUAAUUUGUCGCCUAUGGUGAAUGGGGAAACAUCUCGGGCUGUACGCGUGCGGAAUGAAAAUGCGGCCCUGGGUGGUGCGCGGUCCGACCGAAUUAUCCCGGCGUGUCGAUUUACGAACAACGGAAUGAUGUACAGUUUUGUCUUACUUUUCAUAAUAUAUAUUUUCAUCAAAUAUGUAAACUAAUAUAUUUUACGUAGAAUACCUAUAUGGGAGAGACCUGGUUAAUCCGCAUUUUAGAGACAUUUUUGAUACGUGAACAGUGCAGAUUGCAAAUUCCAGAUGCAUGCUGUUGCUGUAACUCUGCCAAGCACGUAGCCAGGUGGAUUUGUCGGCGCACGGCGAUGGAAUUCGUUGCCGCACGAUAGCGGCGACGGCGACGGCGGCGGCUAGCGCAGCGUCGCCGCCGCUGUUCAGCACGUCGCCCGAUUUACCAUAUGCCGGCCGUCCCUUCCGCGUUCACGUUGCAUCGCUUUCAUGCCACUUGACGGGCUGGCCGUGUGCGUUACGGCCGCCUGAUAUUGGGCCCCCGAUGCCUUUUGCUUUGACGAAGCAGAAAGGCGAAGCCUGCGUUGAGAGCGCCGAGCGUCUGCAGAUCGGUUGCCGAACGCCCGCUCGCCGCGCGGCUUCCCCGCGGGGUGGACAAUGGACAUCGGCGUGGAGGUUGGCCAUACGCCCCGCAAAUGUGAUCGCGUUCGGGCGACUUUGCCGACGCCCUACGGCCACAACCGGGAAGAGCUGGCAUGGUGCGCUCGUGCGCUGGCACUGUUUACUUUAUUCGUGAGUGCAUAAUUUUUUUAAAAGAGACUAACACAUUCCAUUGAACCAUGUCUUUUUUUUCCAUCGUAUGGAAAUAUAUAUAGAGAGAGGCCACGAGCGUUUACUCGGAUCAUACGUCGGCACUUUGUAACCGUUAAACUCACAUAUCUGGGAUUGGUGUGCUUCAUGAUAAGGCUUCAGUGUGGGUAAUGUCCUCUAACGUGAUGUAAGUCAAUGCAUUGUAAAGUCCCUAUGAGGUGACCUUUAUAUUAAAUGAUUGUUAGCAGAGUUGAUAUAAUAUAUCUGUCAUUUAGAUGAAUGUGAAAAAGGUUUAUAAAUUACACAGGCACAUUUGCACAUGUAAUGAAUAUGUCCUGCACUACAGGAACACGUAACAGCAUAUCAGUGGAGCCAGUUAUGGUUUGUUUGUUUUAUAUUUAACAUACAAGUGUACGAGCCAUAAAAGACUUAUCUUGUCUGCUUUUUGAGAGAAAUCGACUCCCAGAACCAUACAUGGCGGUGGCUAUCAGCAGCAGCAGCAGCAACAGCGGAGUUGGAGCUUGCAGUGUUGCUGUGGUUCUGGUUACCGACACCAUUCAUCGAUGCUCUUAUAGAACACGCAGACCUGCGUCUGUGCGAGGGUCAUUCAAAACGUUCUUGUGCCGUCAAUUUACUCGAGUGGUCGGGAGGGUUCAGCGUCAGAUAAUUUUCUUUUGCCAGGCUAAUCCACCCUGUUCCCUGCCCCCACCCCCCGACGGCCUCCUUCAUAGCUCCAUGUCUACCAGUCGCGUGUUACGGGAGUGAUGUGCAUUAGCUAAAUGAAACGUGAAUGUAGUGCGAUUGACGGACGGGGGAACUCAGUUCGAGGUGGCGCGCUGUGGCCAGCAGUUUGGGGUGUGCUUCCGUGCGGAAUCGUGGUACUUGAGACAAUGACAAAAUCCUCUGUCCCUUCCUUACGAGGUUUUCGGCUUUUGAAUGACCCUCGAGGAUGCGUUGCGCGUGCGUCCCGUGCCUGUGCCUACGCUCGCGCGUCCAGACGCAGCGUUUGAUCCCCCGCGUGGUGAACACGAGCCAGUGAGGACUUCUCCGAGUACCGAUGUGAUGCGCGCACACGUGCGUGCGUGCGUGCGUGUGCGUGCGUGUGCACGCACGUGCCGUGCUGGCACCCGGUGAGCUGAAUGUAAUUUUAAUCGAACAGCUUUGUGGGCCACACGCCAUGCCUCGCCGGCCUCGUUUUCAUCGGCGACGCGUCGACUUAGAGCCAGUCCUGUGCGUAGUGUUAGACGACGAUGUUACCGACAGCGCAGUUUGUUUUGGUUUUUGUCUUCUCAGUUGCUGUUCUGUGGUGAAAGGCAUCGUGCUUUCGUAAGGGUCCAUCGUUUUAUUUCGCGGUAGGUUUUUAUUUUCCCCAUGAUACUGUACCGUUGUUUAUUCGUGCGCUUCGGUAAGCGUGAUGCUGUGAUUAAAGAUCUCGAGCUGUGCGUUCAUCCUAAGGUGGAACCAUCGGGACAUUUGUAUACACUCUCUCUUUUCUACUCUCGAUGUCAAUCAACAUUUACAAUGUAUACUGUCGCGACGUUGUUUUUACGAAUGCAAAUGUUUCGCUCUGUUCGGGCAAGUACUGUUUUACGAUUGUUCUUUUUUUUUUCGCUCGUGAAAACUCCGUAACUUUUUUUUUAUACACGUGUAUAUAUAAAGCGUAAACUUAACAACAACAACAACAACAAAAA
Molecule: messenger RNA, 8334 nt
Organism: Petromyzon marinus (sea lamprey)
Lineage: Eukaryota; Metazoa; Chordata; Hyperoartia; Petromyzontiformes; Petromyzontidae
Source: RefSeq, a predicted model, not a curated record